UAAUUUUUAUUUAUCCUCAUCGUGUUAAAAAACCUCCAUUUCUCUGCAGCCACCGCAAGCAACCACAAAAUGAACUUCGAGAAUUUCCAUAAAGCACUAUCAGAAUUCCAAACCAAUUGCAGCAAGGUAGUUCAGAAUCUAACAACCAACCUAAACCGUUUCCCAAACCCUCCACCAUUGGCCCGCAUAACCCAAAACGGUACCCCUAUCCGCCCCUUGUCAACGGAAGCAAUCGAACAGAGUCUCGAAGGCGUUCCCGUUUACGCUCUCAGCAAUUCCACCGAUGAGUUCUUGUUAGUUUCCGGUGCUUCCAACGGAAAAAAUUUAGGUCUAUUUUGCUUCAAAAAAGAAGAUGCUGAAGCUUUACUUCAUCAAGUAACCGCUAUUGAUCCUCUCAUCCCUAAUGGAUCCAAAGUUGUUCCAGUUGCUCUCAAUAAGGUUUUUCAACUCAAAGUAAAUGGUGUUGCGUUUAGAUUGAUACCUGAAUUCUCUCAAGUUAAGAAUGCACUGCAUGAGAUGGAAAAAUCUGGCAUUCCUUCUGACGCCUUUUUUGGUGUUCCAACUUUUCAGUCCAGAAAUCUGAUAUUGAAGAGCCAGAAUAAGAGAUAUCGUCCACUUUUCUUCAGAAAGGAGGAUUUGGAAAAUUCACUUGAAAAAGCAUCUGGUCAGCUGAAUAGAAUAAAAUCUUCUACUGGACAAGGCGACAUUGAGGUUGCAGCUCUAGAGGAUGUAAUAAAGGAAAUGAAGGAAAAUUCUACAUCGAAAUGGGAUGAUGUUAUUUUUAUACCUCCUGGAUUUGAUGUUUCAACUGACCCCAAACAGCAAUAGUGCAGGAUGAUCUAUCGAUGAAAUUGAUCAGUAAUGUCACCUUUUGUAUUUCUAGUAUUAGCUUUUAAGUUUAACUCAUGGCACAUGACAAACAAUUACUUAGGUUUAUUGAAUAUGACACAAAAUUUGACCGCAAUUGCAUACUCUUAAAUACUAAGUAACUUCCAUAUGAAAUGUUAAUGGAGAGUUUGGAUUUUUCAUUUUCUUCUUUGUUUUCUUUAUCACAAGUAGGCUUGGGUGGACUUCAUAAUCUCUGUUGGUUCAUGUGGACUGCAUAGAUUUGCAUAUUGUCACUUGAAGAUGCAUUAAUUGAUGGUGAGAUUGUUAAAUGAUUGAAUUUGGAGUUGUAAUAUCUCACAUGGAUAUUGUCUAGACAGAGGAAAAACAAUUAAAAACUUUCUA
Messenger RNA from Trifolium pratense (red clover), 1230 nucleotides. Its product is annotated as protein TIC 22-like, chloroplastic. Bases 70 to 828 code for a protein of 252 amino acids. Lineage: Eukaryota; Viridiplantae; Streptophyta; Magnoliopsida; Fabales; Fabaceae. Gene Ontology annotation, cellular component: chloroplast. Gene Ontology annotation, biological process: protein transport. The transcript has 7 exons. The record is from RefSeq and is a predicted model, not a curated record.